AUGGCAAAACCAGGAGGGACAGGAUUCCUACAUAGCGCGAACCUAGAUACGUUGGAUUCGAAGAAACUCUUCUAUAAGACCCUCGAAGGGAGCACCGCAGUGCAGGGCGUUUACUGCCCACGUGUUCAUGAUACGGAUAACAGAACAGAGAACAAAUUGAAUUCAUGCUCUGAAAUUAGAGAUAAAGCUAAACAGAUCGCAGAGGGCUUGUGCUUUGCAUCUUACAAGAAAAAAGAAGCACAAGCAUCAGCAACCCACACGCAGGCAUACCCUGCUACGGGGGGAGUGGCCGGGCUCCCGCCCCCACCCCUCAUACCAAGCGGAACAGACGGCGAAUCGGACGCUGAAUCGGCCGACUCGGCCGAAUUGGACAAACUGUUCAAUAAAUCCCUUUGUCAUUUUCUCUACUUCUGGCUUGGUAAAGAGGUGUGGAAUAAAAUAGGGGAGGGUAGAGGUACUAAAUUUUUACAAAUUAUGAAACACAUUUAUGAAGCACUGCAAUUAUUCGAUGUUCCGAACAAUUGUGAACUUUUAUACGACGACACCACCACCCCUAACAACUUGACCAAGGAACUAUUUGGUUAUCGAAAAACGGUGUUUGAUUUCACCUUCGAUUAUAAAGGAAUAAAGGACAAACUAACCAAAAUUGGCAACAACUCCUGUGAUAGUGGUUAUUAUGAUCACCUCACAAAUGCAGAAACAGCAUUUAGGGAGGUGCUUACUGAUUGUAUGGACAAAAACAAAGAAAGUGUCUAUUGCAAAGAGUUUAGGGGUACAUUUGAUGUGAGCAAUAAACAAAACCCAUUAAAAUUAGAACAUGCGCAGGAAACUGCAUCAGAAAAUACUACAAUCUAUAAUAACGUUAAAUUAUAUUUGAAAUUCGCACCUACCGCAGCAAGUGCUGCAGCAGCAAUGGCCGCUGCCAUACCUUCCGCACUAGCUACAUUAGCAUUACCAUCGGCUGCAUUCUUCUUAUAUAAGGUAAUAUACGGUCUCUUACCUUCUUGGUUUGGUAAUCACACUUUUGGAAAUAGCAACAGCGGAGGAAGAAACAGAAGAUCGGCAAGAUCUAACUUUGAUACACUAACGGACAAGGAAGAGGAACAAGAACAGGAACAAGUAAUAAUACAAGGCAGCCACAACAACAACAAAAGCAAAGACCACAAAGCCAACCACAACAGAGGCAAAGGCAGCAAAGAAAAAAUAUAA
This is a messenger RNA of Plasmodium coatneyi, 1209 nucleotides long. Its product is annotated as Variable surface protein Vir7-like protein. NCBI's taxonomy places the organism in Eukaryota, Apicomplexa, Aconoidasida, Haemosporida, Plasmodiidae. Bases 1 to 1209 code for a protein of 402 amino acids. The record is from RefSeq and is a predicted model, not a curated record. The transcript is spliced from 4 exons.